AUGAAUAGAUCAUUUGGAUUCAUAUAUAAAACAUCUGCCAAUACAAUAAGAAAUAAUAUCAAAGUUGCAACUGCUGCUUCAAAACCAUCAAAUAUAUCAAAUAUAAACUUAAAUACAUUCACAUCAGCCACACCUGCCGCAUCAUCUACAUCAUCAAAUUUACCAAGUUUCCAAAAUAAUACAAAAUCAUCAGUUUCCUCAUCAAAUAAUAAUAAUAACAAUAAUAAAAAUACUAUAAAUAGAAAUAUAAAAUCAAAUAUUUUUUCAUUAUUACAACUUUCCACAUUUGGGGACGAUGAUGGUACAUAA
Dictyostelium purpureum is the source of this 309-nucleotide messenger RNA. RefSeq lists its product as uncharacterized. Lineage: Eukaryota; Evosea; Eumycetozoa; Dictyosteliales; Dictyosteliaceae. The coding region runs from base 1 to 309 and encodes 102 amino acids. The record is from RefSeq and is a predicted model, not a curated record. The transcript is spliced from 2 exons.